AUGUUCACCCUCUGACUUAUAGCUGUCAACAAUGAUAUUUAAUAUUAAAAUAUUGGGAAUUAUAUCUGUGCUAUUGUGCUUCAAGUAUGCCUCAUCAAUAUUUUGUUACGACUGUAACAGCGCGUACGAUCCGCGCUGCGGGGAGAACUUCGACUCUUUCAGUUUAGGAGUCGUUAACUGUUCUCUGAGGGACCCUCCCGAACAUAUUGUGGAACACGUGGAACCAACCUUUUGUAGAGUUAUUAAGAUGGAGAUUUAUGGCAAGGUAAGAAUCGUAAGGCAAUGCGGAUUUUUGGAAGAAGAUAACGGUGAACACAUUUGUAAAAAACAGACGGGCAACGGAGAAGUCUACGUUACUUAUUGCUCCUGUGAUACAGAUCUGUGUAACGGAGCCGCCAACAUCGAACAACAGAUGGCGCUCUUCACAAUAAUUGCAACACCUUAUAUUUUUAAAUUUAUUCUCGCUUGAUACACCGAAAGUGUUCGUACGUGUUUAUUAUUAUAUUUAUUGUUAGUUUUUAACUGCCACGUUUACAAGUAAUAAACAGAACCUACCUAUAACCAGUUAAAUAAAUUAUUUUCAGUCCGAUA
Molecule: messenger RNA, 591 nt
Organism: Danaus plexippus (monarch butterfly)
Lineage: Eukaryota; Metazoa; Arthropoda; Insecta; Lepidoptera; Nymphalidae
Exons: 3
Coding region: 32-469 (145 amino acids)
Biological process (GO): sleep; regulation of synaptic transmission, cholinergic; positive regulation of voltage-gated potassium channel activity
Source: RefSeq, a predicted model, not a curated record